This is a messenger RNA of Dovyalis caffra, 1878 nucleotides long. The record is from the annotation of a GenBank genome assembly. Lineage: Eukaryota; Viridiplantae; Streptophyta; Magnoliopsida; Malpighiales; Salicaceae.
AUGGCAGUGGCAGUCUUUAAGAGCCCACUUGGUGGGGAAUACCAUGGAAGCAAAAGAAUGGAAGGGAAACAACCUACUGGGAGGAGACGGGUUUUUGUGCAAACUGAGACUGGUUGUGUCUUGGGGAUGGAGUUGGAUCGCAGUGACAAUGCUCAUACGGUGAAAAGAAGGUUGCAGAUUGCCCUUAAUGUGUCAACUGAGGAGAGUUCCUUGACUUUUGGGGAUAUGGUGCUGAAGAAUGACCUCAGUGCUGUUCGUAAUGAUUCACCUCUUCUUUUAACACGGAACUAUCUUCAUAGAAGCUCAUCUACUCCCUGUCUUUCGCCGACUGGAAGAGACAUCCAACAGAGAGACCAGAGUGGUCCUAUUGAGAUAUUGGGACAGUCAAAUGGCUUUGCGAAAAUGAAACAAUUGGUCAAGGAAAGUAUCAAGGCAAUCAAGAAUGGUGUUGAUCCACUUCCAGUUCAUAGUGGGCUCGGAGGUGCAUACUAUUUUAGGAACAGCAGAGGUCAGAGUGUAGCUAUUGUGAAGCCAACAGAUGAAGAACCUUUUGCGCCAAACAAUCCCAAAGGUUUUGUUGGAAAAGCUCUUGGACAACCGGGUUUGAAACGGUCUGUGCGUGUUGGGGAGACGGGGUUCAGAGAAGUGGCUGCGUACCUUCUCGACUAUGAUCACUUUGCUAAUGUGCCCCCAACUGCACUUGUGAAGAUCACUCACUCAAUCUUCAAUGUCAAUGAUGGGGUGAAUGGCAACAAGCAUCACAAGAAGAAGCAGGUCAGCAAGAUUGCGUCUUUCCAGCAGUUCAUUCCACAUGAUUUUGAUGCUAGUGAUCAUGGGACAUCAAGCUUCCCAGUUUCUGCUGUGCAUCGUAUUGGGAUAUUAGACAUUAGGAUUUUUAACACAGACAGACAUGCUGGGAAUCUUCUAGUCAGGAAGCUUGAUGGUGUUGGGAGAUUUGGGCAAGUGGAAUUAAUUCCAAUUGAUCAUGGGCUUUGCAUGCCGGAAACUUUGGAGGAUCCGUACUUUGAGUGGAUUCAUUGGCCUCAGGCUUCAAUUCCAUUCUCAGAUGACGAGCUUGAUUAUAUAGGAAAACUUGAUCCUGGAAAGGAUUGUGACAUGUUGCGAAUGGAGCUUCCAAUGAUCAGAGAGGCUUGUCUGCGGGUCCUAAUUCUCUGCACAAUUUUUCUCAAGGAAGCUGCCAUCUAUGGUCUCUGUCUUGCUGAAAUUGGUGAGAUGAUGAGCAGGGAGUUUCGAGCUGGUGAGGAGGAACCCAGUGAGCUUGAGGUUGUGUGCAUCGAGGCAAGGAGGUUGAUAGCUGAGAGGGAGGUAUUUUCUCCCAGGGGUGAUUUGGGAGAUGAUCCGGAAUUCCAAUUUGAUUUAGACUGCGAGGAAACACAAUAUGACUUCGCGGCGGCAGAUGACUACAUGACCAGGUCACCAUUUCAAUUUGGGAUUGGAGCUGGGAGUGGUCGUUUUCCCCUUUCAAAAUUGGAAGAAAGCAUUGAGGAGGAAGAGGAAAGUGAAGGGGAGGAAGAGCAGGAGGGUUUUCCUGCCCUGCGCACUCUUGUAAAACUCCCAACCAUUUCAAAACUUUCCAUGUCAUUGAAGAGUACCACAUUAGGUGACAAGAACCUGAAGUUUUCAGGAACAAAACCAGAAAAUGGCAAUCUUAGUAAUAGAUCAUCCGGGCACAGGAGUGCUAACGAGCAGCUUCCUGCAAGUAUGAGUUUUGUGGAGCUGGCUGAUAUGACUGAGGAUGAGUGGACCCUGUUUUUGGAGAAAUUUCAGGAACUGCUGUACCCAGCAUUUGGUAAACGCAAAUCUGUUACCCUAGGUCAGAGGCAGAGACAGAGGCUUGGUACUUCUUGCCAGUUUUGA